AUGUAUCCGGGCAGACUGUUUUUACUGAUCAGUGUUUUGAUUGGCAGCGCCUGUCGAGCAUUGUAUAUCCCGCAUGAUGUACAUGAAGUAUUUGUGAGCAAUUACGACAAAAGGUCACGAAUGGAGUUAGAAGGCUAUCGACCGGACAAGCGAGAAUUCAACGCAGAUGAUCUGACGUUGCGAUUCGGAAAGCGGAGUGGAGAUAUGGCAUUCCAUCCGAACGAUCUCGCAUUACGUUUUGGACGAUAA
Messenger RNA from Necator americanus (New World hookworm), 249 nucleotides. RefSeq lists its product as uncharacterized. The record is from RefSeq and is a predicted model, not a curated record. Bases 1 to 249 code for a protein of 82 amino acids. Lineage: Eukaryota; Metazoa; Nematoda; Chromadorea; Rhabditida; Ancylostomatidae. The transcript is spliced from 3 exons.